UGUUCGACAACAUAUGCUGUUCCUAUCUGCACCAUCAGUGAUUAAAGUAAAAAUUAAUUGGACAACAGGGAGUCUGAUUGUUUUGUUAUCACAAAUAUAUAACUAUACCUAUAUCACCUUAAAAGUUGUAUCAAGAUGAAGUUUGCAAAAGUUAACAUCGCAGCCAUACUGAUUAUGUGCAUAUCAUACGCACAGGCCAAGUGUCGCUGCCAGCAAAUUACCACGGUGGUCAACGGACAAAAUGUGUGUUCCUGCAACCCAGGCUAUAUCGUCAACCCAGCUAAUCCUGCUAAAUGUCUAGACAUCGAUGAAUGCAAAGCUCAGUCGAGUCCAUGUGAACAGGUUUGUACCAACACACCUGGAAGCUACACCUGUUCAUGUAAUGAUGGAUACGUUAUAAGUAGCACAGACCCUACACAGUGUGACGACAUCGAUGAAUGCAGCGCUCAGCCAAGCCCAUGUCAACAGAAUUGCACCAACAGAGACGGAAGCUUCACUUGUUCGUGUAGACCGGGAUUUGCCGUAAAUACCACGGACCCAACUAGGUGUUAUGCACUCUGUGUUCCGUUACCAACUCCAAUAAAAGAAACCCGAAACGCUUCAUCACCCUUGGAAUGCUACUCAGCUUGUAGGGCAGAAAAUUGCUUCGCUUUCAAGUUUGCCGAUGGUGUGUGUACAACCGAGCGCUAUGUUGGAGAUGUUAGAAAUGUUACUCAAAACGUAGUUGCAGGAUCAGGCAUUGUAUGCUACAAUGACAGCACACAGUGCACUUUAAAAAGCGGUGCAACACCCGUAAAAGUUACUCCAACAAAUCACGAGGCUUGCUAUACCAAUUGCCUUGACAAUCCCGAGUGUAUCGGCUAUCUUUAUAUCCCCGGAGUAUAUUGCAUGCUGUACUAUCCGUCUGGAUCCAUUGUUGACAUAAACAAUUUUCCGGUGGAUAAAUUAGUCUAUCUUGAUUGUGAUAGAUAAAAAACAAUUGGGGAAACAAGUCUACAUUGAAGGCAAUGAAGUACUGCGGACUGUCAAAAUGUGUUAAUCUAACUUCUUAGAUG
Molecule: messenger RNA, 1055 nt
Organism: Physella acuta
Lineage: Eukaryota; Metazoa; Mollusca; Gastropoda; Physidae
Product: fibulin-1-like
Molecular function (GO): calcium ion binding
Source: RefSeq, a predicted model, not a curated record